UCCCUCAACUUAACCACCAUCUCAUGCAACUCCUCCCCCAUCUCUACACACGACUUGGGCGACACUCCCAACCACCACAGAGGCGGCACUGGCAGCAGCUUCCGGCGAGCCCAAUCCGAUGGCAACUUGGAAGGCUUGGCCUACAAUAUGUCUCCCUUGAACAGCAAUGAAGAUCAGCUCCACACCACGAGCCAUGUUAAGAAGUCCUCAGCUCGGCCUCGAAGCGUGAUGUUGGAGACAAUACCGUCUUUCUCAUAUUAUAUGUACGGGCACGGCCACGAGGAUGAGGACGAAGAGAACAGCAAUUUCGACAUCGAGGAGGGAGAGGAGUAUGAAGAAUUUGAAGAGGCAUCGGUGGUGGAGAGCAGUGUGAAGUUUAGGGGGAGUAAAAGCAUGAGUUUGAUUGCGGAGGAGGAAGUGAGCAGUGUUGGUGGUGUGAAUAUGAUUGAGAGGUUCGACUUCGAAGAGAACAAGGAGAGGGUCAGGCAAGAAAUGUAUCUCGCAAUAGGGAUCGGUGGCGGAGGCGACAGGGGCUGUGACGGCACCAGCAGAGGCGGCUGGGAUUCUAAUUCGUCUGAUGACGGAGGCGAUGGUGGAGAUAAUCAGGGGGUUGAAGAGUAUUACAAGAAAAUGGUGGAGGAGAGUCCUAACAACUCUUUGUUCCUCAGAAACUAUGCUCAAUUUCUCUAUCAGAAACGGGGAGACCUGGAGAGCAGAGGAAUUCUAUGCUCGUGCCAUUUUGGCGGAUCCUAGAGACGGCGAGAUCCUGUCGCAAUACGCAAAGCUGGUAUGGGAGCUCCAUCGUGACCAACCGAGAGCGUCGACCUACUUCGAGCGAGCCGUUCAAGC
This is a messenger RNA of Eucalyptus grandis, 849 nucleotides long. RefSeq lists its product as uncharacterized. NCBI's taxonomy places the organism in Eukaryota, Viridiplantae, Streptophyta, Magnoliopsida, Myrtales, Myrtaceae. The transcript is spliced from 2 exons. Bases 148 to 753 code for a protein of 201 amino acids. The record is from RefSeq and is a predicted model, not a curated record.